Prosopis cineraria is the source of this 2885-nucleotide messenger RNA. Its product is annotated as disease resistance protein RUN1-like. The transcript is spliced from 5 exons. Gene Ontology annotation, biological process: defense response; signal transduction. The record is from RefSeq and is a predicted model, not a curated record. Bases 207 to 2510 code for a protein of 767 amino acids. NCBI's taxonomy places the organism in Eukaryota, Viridiplantae, Streptophyta, Magnoliopsida, Fabales, Fabaceae. Gene Ontology annotation, molecular function: ADP binding.
UUUGUGACUGUAUAUCUCUCUGGUUUCUCUCCACAACUUGUAGUUCAGUGACAUCAAAUCAUAGUACUGAGUGUGACUUAGAGACUAGAGGGGAAACUCAGAUCUCAGAUCCAUUCAACAACAUUCAUAGCUGGGUUGCAUCCAUCCAGGCAUUGUGCGGCGAAUUUCAAAUUUGGGCACAACCUCGAAGAGAUCAAGACCCUGUAAUGGCGAACACUGCCCUGGGAGAAUCUUCCUCAACCUCUGGUACUUCUAAUUCAACUCCGACUUGGAAAUAUGACGUCUUUCUAAGUUUUAGAGGAGAAGAUACUCGCUUGAAGUUUACAGAUCACUUGUAUCAUGCUCUCACUAGAAGGGGGGUCAGGACUUUCAGAGAUGAUAAAGGACUUGAGAGAGGAGAAGUUAUAUCAGCACAGCUCAUUCAAGCAAUUAAGGACUCUCGCUGUGCAGUUGUGGUUCUCUCUCAAAAUUACGCAAAUUCCAAAUGGUGUUUGAAUGAACUACAACAAAUUCUUGAAAGCAGGAAAGAAAUGGGUGGACGAGUUUUUCCCAUCUUCUAUGAUGUAGAUCCAGCUGAUGUAAGAAAUCAAAGAAAAAGAUUUGGAGAGGCUCUGUCGGAACAUGAGAGAUUCAGAGGAAACAUGGACAAAGUGACGAAUUGGAGAAACUCUUUGUCUGACAUUGGCAACUUGUCUGGUUGGGACACCAGACUUCGGCCUGAAGCGCUCCUUAUUGAUGAAGUAGUUGGAGCAGUAUGGACAUAUUUAUGUUCCAAGUUACCAUCUUAUGAUGAUAAUCUGGUUGGCAUAGGACGAAGAAUGGUUGAUCUAAUGUCAUGCUUGGAGAUUGGAUUGGAUGACAUUCGCUUUGUGGGCAUAUGGGGUAUGGGCGGUUCUGGCAAAACAACUCUUGCAAGAGUUGUUUAUGAAGAAAUCUCAGGCAGAUUUGAAAUGUGUUCCUUUCUAGCCAAUGUUAGAAAAACUUUGCAAAAAGAAGGCCCAGUCUCUUUGCAGAAAAGUCUUCUUUUUGAUCUUGGACUAAAAACAAAAAUUCAUGAUGACUAUGCAGGAAUGAAGAUGAUAAGAAAGCUUGUCUGCAAUAAAAAGGUUCUUCUUGUCCUUGACGAUUUAGAUAAUAUGAGUCCAUUAGAGAAGUUGGUUGAAAGUCCAAAUGGGUUUGGUAAAGGAAGCAGAAUAAUUAUCACAGCAAGAGAUAAGCAUGUGCUCACCUCAUGUGGAGAGAAAAUAUAUGAGAUAAAAACCAUGGAGAAACAUGAGUCUCUUCAACUCUUUUCUAAGAAAGCAUUCAAGAAAGAUCAUCCUGAAGAAGAUUAUUUGGAGUUGUCCGAAUCUGUGGUUGCAUGUGCAGGAGGUCUUCCUUUGGCACUUAAAGUUUUGGGUUCUUAUUUUCGUGGAAGACCUAAAGAUGAUUGGACUGAUGCUUUAGAUAAAUUGAAACAAACUCCAAAGGAUGAUAUUCUUCGACAACUUAGAAUAAGUUUUGAUGGAUUGGAUGAGAAAGAAAAGACAAUAUUUUUGGACAUUGCUUGUUUUUUCAGGGGACGGAGAAAAGAUGAUGUGACCCAAGUUUUGAAAGGUUGUGAUCUAAACCCAAAAACUGGAAUAAAGGCCUUGAUUGAAAAAGCUCUGCUUGUUGAAACAGAACAUCCCUCAUUGGGAUAUCCCACUUUAGAGAUGCAUGAUUUACUUGGACAACUGGGUAGGGAUAUUAUUCAACAGGAAUCUCCCAAUAUUGGCAAGCGUAGCAGGUUGUGGGAGUUAGAGGAUAUUAAGGAAGUAUUGGAAAACAAGAAGGGAUCUGAAGCAAUAGAAGCUAUUGUUAUGCAAGAUUAUUAUUUCAAACCAGGAAAAAUAAAUGUACACCUUAAAGCCUUUUCAAAGAUGAGUAAUAUUAGAUUACUUAUCAUAUCAUGGAAUACUGAUAUUCUCGUCUUACCAAAGAAAUUGAAACUUUCUCAUGUCCAAUGCCUAAUUGGCGCAGCAAAAGUUGUUCAAUGGCCAUCAUUUCCUUUUGAAACUCUCCCACUUCGUUUGGGCAAACUUGCUCACAUUGAAAUGUGUCAUAGCAAAAUUAAGCAACUAUGGGAUGGCAUACAUUUUAUGAAGAAGUUGAAAUACAUCAAUCUGAGCAAUUCUCAAGAUUUGACCAAAACUCCGGAUUUCUCAGGGGUUCCAUAUUUGGAACAUUUAAUACUUCAAGGGUGCAAAUUCCUUGAAGAGGUUGAUCCCUCGCUUGGAGAUUUGAAACUACUGAUCACAGUGAAUUUGUCUUUCUGUGAAAAUCUUAUAUGUCUUCCAGCGAAAAUGGAAACAAAUUCUCUGGAAAAAUUAGAUCUUCGGUGUUGUACAAAAGUUCCAGCGCUACCAGAAUUUGGGGAAGGUAUGAAAAAUUUAAAGUAUCUUGAUGUGAGAAAUACAGCGAUAACUACAUUUCCUAAAUUUCUUGGAUCUUUGACUGGUCUUGAAUAUUUUAAUUUUACGAGGAGUUGAGAACUUCUUGAUGUUGACAAGUUGUUGAAGACUCUCAUGAUGAAUCGCUGAAUUUCUAGCUUGAAUCUAAUGUUAUUAAUAGUUAUCUUUUAAACAAGUGUGGUUUAAAUGAUGGAUCAAUUCCUGAUGAUUUUGGUAGUCUAUCUGCACUAAUUGUAUUAGAUCGAAGACCAUUUUUUUUUUUUUGGGUUAAUUAUAUGCCCACUGGUUGCUUUUGUAGUCUUUUCCGAUCUCUAUCUUUUUUCUGCAUGAUUGCAAGUGAUGUAAGUCGUUACCAAGGCUCCCACCACAGUUAAUUCAAUUAGAUGCCUACUGUUGUAGUUCAAUGGAAAGUUGGAAACUGCAUCAUAUAAACUAUUAUGGAAUUUCACUGCU